This is a messenger RNA of Dictyostelium discoideum AX4, 231 nucleotides long. RefSeq lists its product as hypothetical. Lineage: Eukaryota; Evosea; Eumycetozoa; Dictyosteliales; Dictyosteliaceae. The transcript has 2 exons. The record is from RefSeq and is a predicted model, not a curated record. Bases 1 to 231 code for a protein of 76 amino acids.
AUGAAUAAUGGGGCAUACAUUAGCUUUAUGUUUAAUACAAGAUUUGGAAAAUUAAAGAAACUAUAUUUACAAAAUACUUCAAGAGGUGUAGAUGGCGUGCACAAGAACGAAGGGAGACUUCUAACUGAACAACCGCUCUCACAUUUAGAUUACAAUCGUUCAAUUAUUGAAUGCGUUCAUGAGUCUAAAGAAAGAAAUGAAUCAAGAAAGUACUGUCACUUUUUUGGUUAG